UACGCGCCGCAGAGCACACGGCGCGCGCGCACACGGCGAAGCUUCCGAUACUUUUUAUCAUGAUCGUUACAUCUCAAUGAUAUAUAUUCGUGGCAUGACACACUUUCAUAAAACAGCCGCUCCUGGCACCAGAUCGUCCACGCUUAUAUACUUCCGUUAGGCCGUGCCACGCACGAUCCACGACGGCAGUCUUCGUGCGCUUUUCCAUGGAAUAGGUGGUGUUUGCUCAAAGUUCGCAAUAUGGGUGACUGCGACGUUGUGAUUGUCUCAGCUGUUAGAACUUGCAUAGGAUCAUUCUGUGGGUCUUUGUCUUGUCUGAAAGCAUCAUUGCUGGGAAGUAUUGUCAUCAAGGAGAGCCUGGCAAGAGUUGGAUUAAAUGGAACAGAUGUUUCUGAAGUUAUCAUGGGACAGGUACUUACUGCGACAGAAGGCCAAAAUCCUGCAAGACAAGCAGCAAUAUAUGCUGGCAUAUCUAAUCAUGUGCCAGCUUAUCAAGUCAACAUGUUAUGUGGUUCUGGUUUAAAAUCUGUAAUAAAUGGUUAUUCUUCUAUAAAAUCAGGAGAAAAUGACAUAGUUGUAGCUGGUGGUCAAGAAAACAUGAGCAGGGCACCGCAUGCCACUUAUCUCAGAUCUGCUAUUAAAUAUGGGAAUAACAAUUUGGUUGAUACACUAAUAGAAGAUGGUUUAACAGAUGCCUUCCAUAACAUCCAUAUGGCAAUCACAGCUGAGAAUCUCGCGGAAAAAUAUGCAAUAAGUAGAGAGGCACAAGACAAUUAUGCAAAUAAAUCUCAACAAAAAGCUGAAGCUGCCAUUACUGCUGGGCAUUUUAAAAAAGAGAUUGUUCCAGUGAUUAUUGAAGGCAAGAAAGAAGUUACUGCUGUAUCUCAAGACGAAUUUCCGAAAUUCGGGUCAACCGUAGAAAAACUUGCCAACUUAAAACCAGCAUUUAGGCCGGGAAAUGGCACAAUUACUGCCGGCAAUGCAUCUGGUAUAAAUGAUGGUGCAGCCGCUAUAGUUCUAAUGUCUCAAGAAGCUGCUGUAAAUAAAGGAAUUGCACCAUUAGCCAGAAUCGUUGCAGUUGCACAAGUUGGAGUUGAACCUCAGAUCAUGGGUAUUGGUCCAAUCGAAGCUGUUAAAUUAGUCUUGAAGAAAGCAAAUUGGACAAAGGAGGAAGUAGAUUUUUAUGAAUUAAACGAGGCCUUUGCAGCGCAAGCGAUUGUAUGUAUUCAAGAGCUCGAUCUGGAUCCUGAGAAAGUUAAUGUCAAUGGUGGUGCUAUUGCCUUAGGCCAUCCCAUUGGCGCAUCUGGUGCAAGAGUACUGGUUACUCUGUUACACACUUUGGAAAGAACUGGGAAAAAAAAAGGUAUUGCAUCUUUAUGCAUUGGAGGAGGCAUGGGCAUUGCUGUUGCUGUUGAAAGAAAAUAACAAAUGUCUUCUUUAUCCAAUAUGAAAAUUGUUAUAAGUCUUUUUAUUAACAGAUUUUCUUACAAAAAUAGCAUUUUUCUUAUGCUAUACGAUGAUCUUGAGGACAUUUGUCAUUGAGUUCUAUAGAAAUUUAUCAUAUAUGUAUAUAUAAAUA
Messenger RNA from Harpegnathos saltator (Jerdon's jumping ant), 1579 nucleotides. It is a transcript of the gene Acat2, whose product is annotated as Acetyl-CoA acetyltransferase 2. Gene Ontology annotation, molecular function: acyltransferase activity, transferring groups other than amino-acyl groups. Bases 241 to 1425 code for a protein of 394 amino acids. The transcript has 9 exons. NCBI's taxonomy places the organism in Eukaryota, Metazoa, Arthropoda, Insecta, Hymenoptera, Formicidae. The record is from RefSeq and is a predicted model, not a curated record.